Molecule: messenger RNA, 4199 nt
Organism: Hemibagrus wyckioides
Lineage: Eukaryota; Metazoa; Chordata; Actinopteri; Siluriformes; Bagridae
Gene: edrf1
Product: erythroid differentiation regulatory factor 1
Exons: 25
Coding region: 41-3745 (1234 amino acids)
Biological process (GO): positive regulation of DNA-templated transcription
Molecular function (GO): protein binding
Source: RefSeq, a predicted model, not a curated record
GAGAGAGAGUUGUGAGUGAAUAGUUGCUGUCCUGUUGACCAUGAGCUCUGCAGAGCAGGGAAAAGACUCACCUGUGUGUCCACACCACAGACAUGAAGCUGUGGAAGCAGACAACUCGGCCAGUGAAGACACAAAACAGGGGACAGUUUUAUGUCUUUGCAACAAUGAGGUGAAGAGUCGAGCUGUGGUGAAAUACUCCGCAGCACCACCGCCAGCCACCUAUGCACUCCUUCAGGAGCAGACUGAUCUCAAGCUUCCUCCAGCAAACUGGUUACGUCAGAGUGCCCAGCUAGGCUCCGCUGGUACCACUGUGUUUGGGUCCAGCAGCAAAAGCAAGCCCUUCUCAAGCUUUGGUAUGGCUUAUGAAUUUAUUGACUCCAUCGGCAACGAUGUUGACGUGGUGUCUGACUCUGAGAACAUAAAGAAACUGCUGAAGAUCCCCUACAGUAAGUCACAUGUCAGCAUGGCGGUGCAUCGUGUGGGCAGGACUCUGCUCCUAGACGAACUCGACAUUCAAGAGCUGUUUAUGAGAUCGUCACAGACUGGAGACUGGACAUGGUUGAAGGAAUUUUACCAGAGGCUCAUUGACCAGAAAUGGCAGAGGAAAAAGAAAAGUAAAGAGCACUGGUAUGAAAAGGCCAUUCUCUCCAAGUUCCUUUAUUACAGUAUAAAUGGAGAUGGUGCUGCAGAGCCUGUGCCCUCCGAAUCAGACAGCUGUGCUGAAGCAGAGGAGGCGUGUGGAACAGCAGAAUAUGGCCCAUCCUGGCCUGCUACCUUCAGCAGCUCGACCUCAGAUUCGGACCAGUCCUCUAUUCCUAAGGAGGAGCGAAUGGAGAACACGUUUGCGCUUGGCCACGUCACCUCAGUACCUAAAGAACAGAAUCUGCCGAUGCUCUUUAACGAAGGAGAGAACAGCCAGGGUUUAAAAAACGACUUUGUGCGGAACAUCCUCUGGACUUUUGAAGACAUCCACAUGCUAGUGGGAUCAAACAUGCCAAUUUUUGGAGGCGGACGUUACCCAGCAGUGAGUCUGCGGCUCAGGGAUAACAACAAACCGAUCAACAUUCUUACUGGUAUUGAUUACUGGCUGGACAAUCUGAUGUGCAAUGUACCAGAGCUUGUCAUGUGUUUCCAUGUAAAUGGCAUAGUGCAGAAAUAUGAAAUGAUAAAGACAGAGGACAUCCCAGAUCUGGAGAAUUCCACAUUUUCCACUAGGGUGGUGAAAAACAUUGCCCAAAAUAUACUUUCUUUUCUUAAAUCCAAUUGUACCAAAGAGGGACACACCUAUUGGCUCUUCAAAGCCAGUGGGAGUGACAUCGUAAAGCUGUAUGAUCUGACCACUCUGUGUGAGGAGGCACCUGAAGAGAAAUGCCAGAACCCCUUCACUUUGCCAGUGGCUGUUCUACUUUAUAAGGUGGCAAGUAACAUGAUGCUGAAAAAGAACCAAAACAGGAAACAUUACGGGACCAUCAGAACUCUGUUGCUCAACUGUGUUAAGCUCCUAGAUGAGGAGAAACACUAUCAGAUCAUUGCCUCAGCACACUACAUGUUGUCAGAGCUGUUUCAGCUGGAUGACUCAAGUGAGGAGGAAGGUAGUGAGGAGUCUCUACGCAAUGGGGGCUCUGAGGACAGCUAUAGCGAGGACGAGGAUGAAGAAGAAGUGGAUGAUGAUGAAGAAGAAGAUGACAGCUGCUCAUAUAGCAUGCCGUCUAAGCGUCCAGAGGACUGCAAGGCAGUGGCUGUGAUUAAAUCUGUGGAGGAGCUGUCUGUCCCAGAGAAGUACACAUCAACCCACAAGAUAAGGCCCAACUGUUCAUUUCCUGUGUCCCAAGACAAAGAAGAGAAAUGUAGGCUUGUACUUAGCUAUGUGCUAAAGGGACUGAAGGCAGUGGAUAGCAGUAUCAAGAAGGAGAGUGACCUGCCGGCAGCUGACCCCAGCACUCCUAUCCCUCUGAAGUAUGAGGAGACUGGAGCCAGAGCAGUGGAGAAAGAGAUCGCUCUGCUGCUUGACAGAGCUGCUCCAUGUGGUGAGGGACUAAAGUUGCCCAUGCGCUCAGGCAUGCUGGCUGGUUCCUGGCAGCACCAGAUGAAGCUGCAACUCUUUCUGAAGGCAUCGAAAGCUUACUGUGUGUUAUCUGAGGCUGCAACCAACCUGCAGAAGUACGGCCGGGCACUGCGUUACAUCAAACUGUCCCUACAGUGUCAUGAUGCGUAUUGUGCUAUAAGCAGUGGGCUGCACCCAACUGUGCUGCUCUUCCACAGCCAGUGUCUGUCUCUGUGUGGAGACGUGCAGUUGAUGUUGGCACAGAAUGCCUCAAACAGAGCUGCCUAUCUGGAGGAGUACAGCUACCAGACCAGAGAUGACCAGGAGAUCCUUCACUGCCUUCACCGGGAGAGCUCCUGCCAAGCUUUCAGCAUGGCCACUGACCUGGCCACUGACCCAGAGUACCAGCUGUUUGUGAGCAGUAAGUGCUAUGAGGCAGCCCAUGACAUUUUAACCUCUGAAGCUCUGAAAGACCUGAACUCAGAGAAGCUGGCUCAGGUUCUAAAGCGGCUUGGAAACAUUCGCAAUGAGAUGGGCGUCUUCUAUAUGAACCAGGCCGCAGCACUGCAGACAGAGAAAGAAGGGGUACGGAAGUCAGUGUGUGCAGCAGAGCAAGAUCUGUGGAAGAAGAGCUUCUCUUGUUUUGAGAAGGGCAUGCAGAAUUUUGAGGCCAUUUCAGACUCCGUAAACAAAGCCCUGCUGUUGUGUAACAUUGGCAGACUGAUGCGGAUCUGUGCACAAGCCCAUUGCACCAUGACUACAGAAGAGAGCCGAGGAGAGUUCUCACCUGAGGAGGCUCUCUACUACAACAAGGCAGUGGAUUACUAUCAAAGAGCCAUGAAGUGUCUGGGAAGUAGAGAGAGCCAUACAGCAGUGUGGGAUUCGGUGAACUGGGAGCUCUCCACCACAUACUUCACCCUGGCUACGCUACUACAGGACUAUGCUCCAUUGUCCCGCAAAGCUCAGGAGCAGGUUGAGAGAGAAGUGACUGAUGCUAUGAUGAAGUCUCUGCGAUAUUGUGACCUCCAGACAGAAUCAGCCCGCCAGCCACUAUACCAGUACAGAGCAGCAACCAUCCACCACAGAUUGGCGUCUAUGUACCACAGCUGCUAUCGUAACCAGGUGGGUGAUGAGAGUGUACGGAAGCAGCACAGGUCUCUAGCAGAGCUCCAUUACUCCAAAGCAGUGCGUCUGUUCCUCAGUCUGAGUGAUGCCCCGUGUGAGUUGCUGCGCACUCUGCUGGAGCGUGUGGCCUUCGCCGAGUUUACCAUGGCAGGACAGAGCAGUAGUGCAGUGAAAUUGAAAACCUUAACAGGAGCUUUGGAAAUAAUGUGUGAGACUCGCCAUGCCUUCAGCCUAAUCUACAAAGAGCUGCAGGAGCAACAGCAGAAAGAGGGAGUGGUACAAGAAGACACGGCCAACCUUGAUGAGUCCUCUGAAGAUAGCCCUGCCUCUUCAGGGUUGAACACACAAGAAGUGGUAAAGCUGAUUGGCAUCUUUGAGCCCAGUAUCUCCUUCUUGCUGCUGCAGGUGAUUAAACUCAGUACCACCAGCAAACGCAAACCCAGCAGUAAAGAGGAGGAGCAGGUGAUGGUCUACAAGCAGGUCUACUCCAGGCUGUUGCGAGCAGAAAAGAACGCCCCCCUGACCCAGCGCAUAGCCCUCUAUAUGGAACUUCUUGAUCAGUUGGCUCCUGUCUGACCAAGGCGAUCGAUCAUCUGACCAGACCCACACUCUGUAGUGUAAGAAGUAUGAAGAGGUUUCUGGAAUGGGAUGAAUCCGAGUUCUUACCAGCGGUGUCUUGUUCUCACACUCACAGCUAAUUACUAGCUAGAUUUUUCCUCUGUUUUUUUUUGUUGUUGUUGUUAAUAUUCAGUGAGGAAAUUGACAGAAAUAUUUCCUAAGGCUGACUAAUGUGAAAUGUGAUAUUCUUUUGUUUCUGAAAAAGAGAAAGAAAGAUACUUCAAUAUUUUUGUUUCAGAUAAAUAAGCAAACAUUUAUUUAUUUUUUUUCCAGAAGGGUCACAAUAUGAAUGAUUAAUAUGUGCAAUAAUAAGGCAAUGUACAGGACAAGCUCUGCUAAAGCUGUUGCCGUAUUUUAUAUACAAUGUGUGUGCUAUACAAAUUCUUUAUUAAAAUUUUGGAAGUUGAUUGAA